Molecule: messenger RNA, 1985 nt
Organism: Prorocentrum cordatum
Lineage: Eukaryota; Dinophyceae; Prorocentrales; Prorocentraceae
Source: the annotation of a GenBank genome assembly
AAGGACGGGGUCAGUGUUGCCAUGCUGCGUUGUGUACCGUGGGGCGCCCCCUGUAUUGCCCUCCAUCAUUUUCAGCAGCUGUUUCUGUGCAGGUCUUGUUCGCCACAGGUGUGGCGUUCCACUUGUAUCUCCCCCGUGCCCGAGCGUGCAGGAGCGUCCGACUUCUCAGCGGUGCGCGCCCUCAGUUUGUGGAGGUGCUUAUCUACAUGGUGCAUGUCUCCACCAACUAUCCUCGGGGCCCUGCACUUGAGAUCGAGCUGCCGUUGGUUGCAUGCUCUUCGGAUUUUCUGGUGAACGCAAGGUCCACCGGGUCAUCUCCAGCGUGGAGAGGGCGGCUCAGCGGAGUAUCGUGUGGGGUAAGUCUCGCUGCACCUGUUUUGCUUCGCUUGAUGUCUUGCGCGCUUUUGAUCAUGUGACUGUGGCUAAUCAGUCGAAUUCCAUGGAUCGGCUGGGCUUUCCACCAGAUCUUGCUUGCGCCGUGCUGGAGGCGCAGGCAACUUGCAAGGUGGAUUUCAAAGUUCAAGAUGUUGAGGUGUGUGGUGUAUCCUGGGACAGAUGUGUUCGUGCUGGUAGUGUUGGGGCCCCUUUAGGCUGGAUGUGUAAAUCUAUUGUUCUGUUUGGCGACUUGUGUCAGUCUUGGUGCCGCCAGGGAGUCGGUGUUCCACUGACUGCGGAGACGGGGCGCAGGACGUUCUCCCGCGCGUUUUGGGCGGACAGCGCCCCCUCGGCUCCCCGAGUGUUGAAAGGCGACGCGCCAUGAUUCACGACAUGUCUGUUGCGCUGUUUUCGAGGGUGACUUUUGGAAGCUGAGCUCGUUGCAUUACAUUCGUGCUGGGUUUCAGAUGCCGAUGUUGACCCUUCUGGAGGUGGCGUUCAGGGUGCCUGCCGGUGCACUAUCGGAUCAGGUGAAGCGCCGACGGGUCAACGGGGUGUGCUCUACUACUGUUUCAGUGCAGCAGGUUCCAAACAUUCUUAUAUUGGGGGUGGUCAUUGACUGUGAGAUGAAGACACAUGUUGAUGUGGAGUCUCGGAUAGUUUGCUGGCAACGAGCCUUCUGGUUUGAUAAACGAUACUCUUGCUACCGCGAUAUGCAUAUUAUCCGACGAUUGCGACGGUGCGACUGCAGAGUGUGAAGUAAGAUCCUCUUCGGUGUUGAGGGUCUGAUUGCGGAUGCGAGUAGCUUGGGGGCCUUGCACACAUUUGAGGGGAAGCUGCUAGCUAAGAUGAUGUGGAAACGCAAGGGUCCUGAGGAGGACUGGGCCGCCUUCGUGCAUCGAGUGUAUCGUCAGUGGCGUGCUGCACUGAAGAUUGCGGGCAUGCCGUCCUUGCCACAACUGUUUCUGUUUCGCCAGCGGUCCUGGGCCAAGGGUGCCUGAGCGACGGCAGCUGUGUUCUCAAGUCGUGUCGCAGACUACCACGGCGCCGGUGGAGAAAUCCCAAUGGUUGCAGGCUACGGUCUCUGUGUGUGCGAAUUCGGAGGUGCCUGGGUGUGGGUCUCAGUCGACACCUGCUUCAGGCUUAAACAAAGGACAGCUGAUCUGACAGAUGCCAGAGCGGGCUCAGAAUCGACAACGUGGUCCAACCGAUGACGGUGACCCCUGAGGACCCCAAUAGACCCCUGCAGGAUAUUCCACACAAUCGUGGCUACAAACGCCAGCGUGUACGCAGGGACCUGGGACCUGAGUGCAAUCACCCACGCACCCAGGCGCGGCUUACUAUGUUGCAUGCGGCUUCGCCCUGGACGGAUGAAAUGGAUGCGUUCGUCCGUGCGCUGCCGACUAAAGGUGCCAGAGCUCUCGCUAGGCGUCGUGAGGGAGGAUCGGGGUCGGCGGAUUUUGCUGCAAAGUACCUGCUUCAGGGUGUCGUGGCGGUGCUGGAAGCCUCGCUGCCCCCCCCUCGCGCGUGGCUGUGACCCGAGCGGGCCUGGACUCAGGCCUGUGGCUUUGCGCAAAGCAAAAAAAACAAGGUUGACGCUUUACCGCCGG